Messenger RNA from Protopterus annectens (West African lungfish), 1050 nucleotides. It is a transcript of the gene MRPS17, whose product is annotated as mitochondrial ribosomal protein S17. The coding region runs from base 147 to 653 and encodes 168 amino acids. Gene Ontology annotation, cellular component: mitochondrial small ribosomal subunit; ribosome. Lineage: Eukaryota; Metazoa; Chordata; Ceratodontiformes; Protopteridae. The record is from RefSeq and is a predicted model, not a curated record. The transcript is spliced from 3 exons. Gene Ontology annotation, molecular function: structural constituent of ribosome. Gene Ontology annotation, biological process: mitochondrial translation.
CUUGAACUACAAUUCGGAGCUGCUUACACACGCGCACGGCACAUAAAUGGGUUCUCAGAAGUUCAAGUUGAGAGCACCGGCGUGAAAUGAAGCAGAGAAUCUGCGGGAUUAGUAGAAAACACCCCAACAUAUAAUCACAAUUAAGAAUGCCACCAAAGAAACCGGAUCCUUCAGUCUUCACUGCGAUGCGAGAGGUUAUUCCUGUGUGUUGCAAGAUGUCUGCAAAAACUGCAUCUAUCCAUGCUAAAUGGAUCAUAGGAAAAGUGAUUGGGACAAAAAUGCAGAAGACUGCCAAAGUCAGGGUAACAAGGCUUGUGUUAAAUCCCUACCUACUUAAGUAUUACAACAAGAGGAAGACGUACUUUGCCCAUGACCCAUUAGAGCAGUGCACUGUUGGUGACAUUGUUCUUCUGCAAGCUCUGCCUGAAAGAAGGACUAAGCAUGUACAACACAGGCUGGCUGAAAUUGUUUAUAAAGUUGGAAAUGUUACUGACCCUGUAACAGGAAAACGUUGUGCUGGAAGUGUCUUUCUGGAGCCCUUGGAUGACCACAGCACUGCAUCUCUCACUGAAAAGCUACAUGAACUCAGUAUUGCUGCAGCACAACCUGCAGCUGAGGGCAAAAAUUCGGAACUGGCAUCUUCACUGAAAUAAUAAUAAUAAUAGUAAUAAGCAGAGACCAAAGCUGGCUUGCUUUUGAUUUUUUUUUUUGGGUAGCUUAAUCUUACAAGAAUUUAAUACUUGCUGCUACGUUUUCUUGACCAUACUUUUUUUUUCUUCUUUGUGUAAUGUUUGCCCUGCUUAGAUGUGUUGGGUAAAAUGUGGACAAACCUGCUCAUACAAUCACUUGUUUUAUCUGCAUUUUGAAUUGCUUCAGUGAAUUGUGUGUACAGGAAGCAUUGUUCAUUUCUACCUACUUAUACCUGUCCAGCCAUCUUUGUAAGGAUUUUUUUCUGUUUUUUAAAUUUACCCCAUGCUGUGUACAUUGAAAUACUUUGAAGUACUGUGCUCUUUCCAUUUUAAGUAAUUAUACCACCCUUUGUAGUUGAAA